AUGAGUGAACCCAUAAAUAAGCCAGAAGACGAAGAGAUGGACGUUGAGUUUAAUGACGUUGAUGAUCAGAUUGUCCCAGAUGAAUUACCAGAACAAGCACAGAAACAGGACGACCAACAACCCCAACAAUCCCAGAGCCAAACAGCGGAGACAAAGAUCGACACUGGUGAUAGCGCAAAACCUCAAAAUGAUGCUACUUCAUCAACUGCUCAUCCUACAGGUACAGCUAACGGUACCCCACCAGCGUCAGUAAUACCCGAGUUACCAGACCUUACACGUAAAGAUAAAUCGUUAAAGGAAGUGCUCGAUUUGAUGGAUGGCGACUUUGCACCGAUUAUUCCCGACGCGGUAACUGACUAUUAUUUGGCCAAAAAUGGGUUUGAGACAUCGGAUAUAAAGAUUAAACGGUUGUUGGCUCUUGCUACCCAAAAGUUCAUUAGUGAUAUUGCACAGGAUGCGUACGAAUAUAGCAGAAUUAGAAGUGCAAGUGCUGUUUACAAUUCCUCUAAUCCUCAGGUUCGUGCAAAACUAUUACUACAGGGUCAACAAUACGCAAAUCAACAGACCUUGACUGGUAAUGCUAAUAAUAAUGGAGAAGGUGAUCAACAACAAUCACUGCAAUCACAUUCGAACGCAGGUAACCAGCAAGGAAAGAUAGUAUUGACAAUGGAAGAUUUAAGUAAUGCUUUAUCUGAGUAUGGUAUGAACACUUCAAGACCAGAUUUUUACAGGUAA
Messenger RNA from Candida albicans SC5314, 735 nucleotides. RefSeq lists its product as uncharacterized. Lineage: Eukaryota; Fungi; Ascomycota; Pichiomycetes; Serinales; Debaryomycetaceae. Gene Ontology annotation, cellular component: SAGA complex; nucleus; transcription factor TFIID complex. Gene Ontology annotation, molecular function: promoter-specific chromatin binding; RNA polymerase II general transcription initiation factor activity. The record is from RefSeq and is a predicted model, not a curated record. Gene Ontology annotation, biological process: transcription initiation at RNA polymerase II promoter. The transcript has a single exon. The coding region runs from base 1 to 735 and encodes 244 amino acids.